CAGAAGUAGGCGCAGCUUCUUUGCACGCACUUUCAAAUUUAAACGCCUGUUGCUUGAAGCUUCCAAAAUGGAUGUUUACACAUUCGAAAAAUCAUUUCUGGAGCGGCUCAAAGAAGCCGAAGCGGUGCUCUCAUGGGAUGGCGCCGCAAUGCCCGCCUCGCAAGUCUGUUCCGAGUGGAAAGCGUACGUCGAGCUGCAAAUUGAGCCAGCAGGCUGGCAGGCAAUGUGGAAAAUACCGCGCGUAAUCUGCGAGGAUUUAAAGCUGCGCUAUCCCACAAUUGUAUUUGGCACUGUGGAUCAGGUCAUGUUCGAUGAGCUGAAGGCGGUGUUUACGGUGACUGCUGUGCAGGAUCAGGAUAUGCAUUUGCCCGAGAGCAACGAGGUGGCGCUGAUCGAGCUGUGGCCCACCAUACAACAGGAGAAUUCGGCGCUAAAUGUAGACACCACAGCGGAGUGCAUUGACCGCUUGCGUUUCUUCUAUACGCACGUUUGGAUGCCAUGGGACAAGGACUCGGAUGGUGAUCGCGAUUGGGUGCAAAUCCAUUUACAGUCGCGCAUACAGCUCGCCUGUGAACUGAGCAAGCAUCGCUUGCCACGCCCACUGACCCUGCACAUGCGCACGCUGCUGAUGGAGGCCCAUUAUAUACAACAGCGUCUCGAAUACUUGGAACUGGACAUGAGCGAUGCGGAGGAGGAUGAUGAUGAGGAAUUGGCUACAGAUGCGACAAGUGAGAAGCCCAAAAAGCAGUUGGGCAGCUCCGCGGCAAACAACCUGAAUAAGUCCAUUUUGCCGGUGACGGAUCUGAUGUGUCUCCAUCUCAGGCUGGCCAUCAUCCGCAGCGAAUUCGAAAUUCUGGAAAAUCCAGAUAUGCGACGCGCCUACAGCGAACUCCAGAGCAAUGGGCUGAAGCGUCACCUGCUGCAGCGCAGCAGCCCAUGCAGCCUGGGCCAGUUAGCUGUGGAGCAGACACAAAUGUGCCACUUGGUUACGUUGCCAGUUGAGCUGCAGACACAGAUCCAUCUGCUGACGCUAGCCAAGCAAUUGGUGAAACCGCACACAAAAGUCCAGUUGGGCAACACCUUGCAGGACGUGCUGAGCAUUUGCCAAGCAAACGAUGACAUUCUCUUAUCGCCCGGGCAACACAAUAUUAAAUUUCUGGAACAUCUCAAUGACAAUGGCAGCAUUCAGGGCCUCAUUGAUGCCGAGUCAGUUAUGGCCAGUGAAAACGACAAUGAUGACGAGCUGAGAAAGCUGCCCGUGAUUUGCUCGAGUGAUGAGGAUAGCACUUUGCUGGUCAUCGAUGGCGAUUACGCGUUAUCCAAUCUGGUCCUGGAUUGUCGUCAUGUGCGCCGUGGCAUUCUAUUGCGGUGUGGAACGCUGACACUGCGCAGCUGCCGGCUGCUGGGCGAUGGUAGCUCGAGCACCCAGGAAGCGAUUGUGUGCAUGCCGCAAGCCAAGCUAAAGCUCCACGAUUGCCGGCUCGAGAACUUUGCCAUUGGUUUAUCGUUGCGGCCGGAGACGAGUGCUGUUUUGAGUAAUGUCAACAUCAGGAAGUGCAACACCGGUUUGGAAUUGCUGGAUAAAACCACCAAGCUUAAACUGGAAGGAAACAAUUGCAAUUUUCAAACUUGCCAACUGGGCAUUUUGGCAGAUGGCAUCGCCUUGCCAAAUAGCAGUGAAAAGACAUUGGCGCUAAAGCAUUUUAGUGAGCUACAGCGCUAUAAUGAGAGCAAUUGGCUGGGAAAUUGCGCUUUUCACAAGUGUCAACGUAAUGUUCGCAUUUUCAAUGAAUCGCAGCAGCUGCUGGCGAAGCGCGCUCGUCAGAAUUUCCUGAUGGAGGAUUUGGAUGUGGAGAACAAGGAGAACAUUAACUAGAAUAAGUAUAUGUAUGCAAUGUAAAUCGUACAAUAAAAAGAACCUGGAUUGUUCCUGAUACAAUAUAUCAGGACGUCUGAGCAUGUAACGCA
Drosophila grimshawi is the source of this 1968-nucleotide messenger RNA. RefSeq names its product protein nessun dorma (gene nesd). Lineage: Eukaryota; Metazoa; Arthropoda; Insecta; Diptera; Drosophilidae. The coding region runs from base 68 to 1876 and encodes 602 amino acids. Gene Ontology annotation, biological process: spermatogenesis; male meiosis cytokinesis. The record is from RefSeq and is a predicted model, not a curated record. The transcript has 4 exons.